Alligator sinensis (Chinese alligator) is the source of this 2459-nucleotide messenger RNA. RefSeq names its product kininogen-1-like. Gene Ontology annotation, molecular function: cysteine-type endopeptidase inhibitor activity. Bases 181 to 1494 code for a protein of 437 amino acids. Gene Ontology annotation, biological process: negative regulation of blood coagulation; positive regulation of cytosolic calcium ion concentration; negative regulation of endopeptidase activity. Gene Ontology annotation, cellular component: extracellular region; blood microparticle. NCBI's taxonomy places the organism in Eukaryota, Metazoa, Chordata, Crocodylia, Alligatoridae. The record is from RefSeq and is a predicted model, not a curated record. The transcript has 7 exons.
GCUCCGUGUCUUGGAUGCUACCAUCCCAUACCAGGCAACAGCUUAGAUCUGUUACCCAUUCUGAGAUAUGCCAUUCGAAACUUCAAUAAAGAAAGUCAGAAAUCCUUCCUUUAUGAAGUUGGUGAAAUAAUAAAAGCCACAAGACAGGUGGUAGCUGGAUGGAACUACGCAGUUGAAUAUAUGGUCAAAGAGACAAAUUGCUCCAAGAAAGAAUUUCAGGAUUUAAGUCCAAAGUGCAAGCCCAUUUUUGGAGGCCAUGUAGGUAACUGUGUAGCCAAGGCUUUUGUGGAUCUCAGCAACACACUUGUUGAUGUUACACAGCAAUGCAAGUUUCCAGUUGAGGAAACUGUACCUCCUCCACAGAUGUGUCCUGGCUGUCCAAAGCGCAUCCCAAAUGACAGUCCAGAACUGAAGGAAGUACUCAAGGCUUCCAUGGAGAAGUACAAUUCAGAGAGCGAUGAUGAUUUCUACUAUAAAGUUGAACAUGUAUUCCACAGCACAGUCCAGGUGGUUGCUGGAAAAAAUUAUGAGAUAGAAUUUCUCAUUGGGAAGACGAACUGCUCCAAGUCAGAAGUGGAGAAACUAAAUGAAGACUGUAAAAUUGUAAUUCCUAAGAUAUCUUUAGAGUGCACAGCAAAUAUAUAUGUGGUGCCAUGGAAGCAGGAAAUCUUCCCUCAGGUUAACUGCAGUGAAGUGACCCCGAUUAUCCAAGCAAGAAGGCCUCCAGGUUUUACCCCAUUCCGAUCACUUAUGCUGCAUGAAAUUUAUCCACAGACAUCCCCUUUACAAACUGCAGAAGAAGGAAAAGACCCUGACAAAGGGCCAAGAGAAAAUCUUGGGCCGGGACUAGAAAAUGAGGAUGGACAAGGAGAUGGGUGUGACCAUAGAGUAGGGCAUGGGAAUGGGCAUGGACAUGGGCAUGGGCAUCGGUUUAAGCAUAAGCCUGGGCAUGGGAGGGGGCGUGGAAGAGGGCAUGAUAUUGGGCGAGGGCAUAAAAAACAUCAGAAGGAGGACAAACAUAAAGAUUCCAAAGACAAGUCCUCUGAAGAAUCGGAGGAAAAGGUCCCUUGCGAAAGGGAAAGCCAGCCACCAAGCGUAGAUAGGACAUCAGAAAAUUCACAGUUUCCUACUACACCUAGUCUAUUCCAGUCAGAUGCAUUAACUACUCCUGGGGUUACGGUGGGUCCAAGAGAUGACUCUUCUACCCCUGAUAUCCCUGAGGAACCUGUUAGCCCCAGAACUGCUGAAAUUGCUCCUGAUAUUUCUUUAUUUGAUGACCUUCCAGAUCUCCCAGAGCCCCCUGUUUCCAAGUGUCCUGGAAAGCCAUGGAAAUCAAUUACGCAACUCACAAAUCCUUCUGAAAAUACCGUUUUAUUUACAAAUGAGGAUCUUUUACCUAAUCCAUUAGAAAACCUCAAUCCAGCAUCAGAAAAACCUUCACCUAUCAAUACUGAUGUGGGUGAUUUUGACCUUGUGGAUGCUUUAUCCCUUUAAUUUGAACAGUCUGCAAUCCAUUUUUUUCAGGCCAGAAAUAGAAAAAUUAUAUAGUUAUUUUCUUUGGAAGCCAAUACAUUUCUUUGAAGAGUGGUUACCAUUCUGUUACAGACAAUACUCAAGAAAGUCAUUAGCAAAUCUUGGGAACAAAAUAGAGCACAAGGCAACUCUCAGUACCUGAUUCACCCCUUACAAAGGUGUUGAUUAGGAGUGAAUCCACUGAAAACUCUGUGAUACUGAUGUAGAACAAGCAGAGAGGAAACUGAGGGCCUCUCUCUCCAAUCUUUCAGUAAAGUCAAUUGAUUCAGUUAUUUGUGAGUUCUUUUUCUCAUAUGCCAAAACUAUUACACUCACUCCCAGUGUGCUAGGUUUAAAACACUAUGAGAGUACAAAGAAUUCUGGGAAUUAUCUGAGGGGACCUAGUCAAAAGAUAUCUGUAGGGUGAGGAAAAGGAGGUCACACUGUGAAACAGGGCAAGGCCCCCCCUCCCCCCUUGGGUAUUUAAAAUCAUCCGCUGGACUGCCAAUUAAAAAACAAUAAAAUAGAAACGUUUUACUUGUGAAUUUCUUCACUCCUAUUAACAUACUCUCCAAUUCUUUACCAUAUACAGUAGUUGCUUUCUUGGAGGAGACAUUGGAGGGAGAGGUCACAGAAUCCCAGAUAAAACAUCAUCUCUUAAGCAAGUUUCAGCUGGAACGCAUUUCCUGAAUAGCAUAACCAUUUCCACUAUGCAGAAUAUUUGCUAUACAAAAUAAUCACAGCAAAUAACAGCUUUUCCUGUGGGAGAGGUUCACAAGUACCACAGAUCCGAGAACAGGCUUAUGGACAGUAUGGGAUGCUUAAGGUUGUCUGACACAUCCCCUCAUAAGACCCUGUUUUCUGUUGCAAACCAUUGCUUGUAGCUCAGCAGAAAUGUUCUAUUCUGGGUGUCUACCAAAGCCAGAAUAUUUUUUGAGGGUUUGAGC